CAGAAAGUCCUGGAGCAGAAGGAGGAGUUGGAGCCGGUCUCCGCUGCCCCUGCGGAACAACAGACGCUCUCGCCUUGCUCAGGUUCUGAGUCUGCUUCUCCGUGUCGCACCUUGGAGUUUCUAGCUGGCACCAUUACCUCCAACGAGUGGAGUUCUCCCACCUCCCCUGAGGGGAGCAACGACUCAGGGGGCAGUGAGGCCUUGGACAAACCUAUUGACAAUGACGCUGAGGGUGUGUGGAGCCCGGACAUUGAGCAGAGCUUCCAGGAAGCGCUAGCCAUCUACCCACCAUGUGGACGGCGGAAGAUUAUCUUGUCAGACGAAGGCAAGAUGUAUGGCCGAAAUGAGCUGAUUGCCCGCUAUAUUAAGCUGAGGACAGGGAAAACACGCACAAGGAAACAGGUAUCUAGUCACAUCCAGGUCCUGGCAAGGCGGAAAGCUAGAGAGAUCCAAGCCAAGCUCAAGGAUCAGGCAGCUAAAGAUAAGGCCAUGCAGAGUAUGGCUACAAUGUCAUCUGCCCAGAUUAUCUCUGCAACUGCCUUCCAUAGUAAAAUGGCCUUGCCUGGUCUCCCACGACCUGCCUACCCUGCUGUUUCUGGGUUUUGGCAAGGAGCUUUGCCAAGCCAAGCUGGAUCUUCCCAAGAUGUGAAACCUUUUUCUCAACAACCUUAUGCUGUACAGCCGCCAUUACCAUUACCAGGGUUUGAGUCUUCUACUGGCCUCUCGCCUUCCCCAUCAGCACCAGCUUGGCAAGGACGAAGGGUUGCUAGCUCCAAACUUUGGAUGUUAGAAUUCUCUGCGUUCUUGGAACAACAACAAGACCAAGACACAUAUAACAAACACCUGUUUGUGCACAUUGGGCAGUCAAGCCCCACCUACAAUGACCCCUACCUCGAGGCAGUGGAUAUCCGACAGAUCUAUGACAAGUUCCCUGAGAAGAAAGGGGGCCUGAAGGAGCUCUUUGAAAGAGGGCCAGCUAAUGCCUUCUUCCUUGUCAAAUUCUGGGCUGAUUUGAACACCAAUAUUGAAGAUGAAUCCAGAUCUUUCUAUGGCGUUUCCAGCCAAUACGAGAGCCCCGAAAACAUGGUCAUUACCUGUUCCACCAAAGUGUGUUCCUUUGGAAAGCAGGUGGUGGAGAAAGUGGAGACAGAGUAUGCACGCUAUGAAAAUGGACACUAUUCGUAUCGCAUUCACCGUUCCCCUCUCUGCGAAUACAUGAUAAACUUCAUUCAUAAACUCAAGCACCUUCCUGAGAAGUAUAUGAUGAACAGUGUGCUGGAGAACUUUACUAUUUUACAGGUUGUCACAAACAGGGACACACAGGAGACCUUGCUGUGCAUAGCGUAUGUUUUUGAGGUGUCAACUAGUGACCAUGGCGCCCAGCAUCACAUCUACCGGCUGGUGAAGGACUAGAGACUCUCAGCCCCGAGUCAUCCAUGGGAUGCAUGUCUAAGGAAAAAGCCUGUGCUUGAACAACCCCUGGCCCUCAUACCAAACUGAACAAUAAACUGCAUAUAUUGUGUAUUUUCAGAAAAGCA
Nestor notabilis (Kea) is the source of this 1538-nucleotide messenger RNA. It is a transcript of the gene TEAD4, whose product is annotated as TEA domain family member 4. Bases 331 to 1413 code for a protein of 360 amino acids. Gene Ontology annotation, cellular component: transcription regulator complex. The transcript has 12 exons. Gene Ontology annotation, molecular function: DNA-binding transcription factor activity, RNA polymerase II-specific; RNA polymerase II cis-regulatory region sequence-specific DNA binding. NCBI's taxonomy places the organism in Eukaryota, Metazoa, Chordata, Aves, Psittaciformes, Psittacidae. The record is from RefSeq and is a predicted model, not a curated record. Gene Ontology annotation, biological process: embryonic organ development; hippo signaling; regulation of transcription by RNA polymerase II.